Molecule: messenger RNA, 743 nt
Organism: Rhododendron vialii
Lineage: Eukaryota; Viridiplantae; Streptophyta; Magnoliopsida; Ericales; Ericaceae
Product: protein NUCLEAR FUSION DEFECTIVE 6, mitochondrial
Exons: 3
Coding region: 78-410 (110 amino acids)
Cellular component (GO): mitochondrion
Source: RefSeq, a predicted model, not a curated record
UAGGGUUUUAGAUCUCUGAAUUUGAUUUUUGAGGUUUUAAGUGCGAAAGAGCAAGAAAAAAUUAGUAGCAGAAGAAAAUGGCGUCCAUUUCAACAAGAAGGCUGUUGCAGAGAUCAACGGCGGCUGUUAGAGCCUCCCUGAGUCGUACCGGGAAAACCCAAUCGCCGCCGUCGGUUUCUUCAGGAACAUCUAACGUCGGUGGACUAGCACCAUCAAAUCCUGCUCCUUCCUCUCGCCUCUCUCGCCCCCGCCGUCCCUUUUCCUCCACCAGGCUGCCAGUGGAAUUGGGUUGUGGAGAUUCAUUGAUGCCUCUGCACUCUGCUACUGCUUCUGCCUUGCUUAAUUCCAUGUUGUCUUCAAAGGUUGGCCAAUGGGGUUGUCUUUCCGAAGGAUUUGCUACUCCACUAUAGCAGGGCCUUCGCGUUCAUCGACAUGGUCACAGAUCCUGGACCCCGGGAAGAGUCAACCCAAAAGUUUUCCCUUUUCUCUUCAUCAAUCUCAGAAUAACUUAAUGGACCUGCAAAAAGAACAGCACAUUCCCUUUUGUGUGAGGAAGUGUAUGCUUGACCCUUGUAUGAUUUUACAAUUUUGAGAUAUUCCUCCGAAAUGCACGUUGGCAAUCUGAAGAAUGGUAUUGGCCAACCCUCUUUCAAUGAAUUUGUUUAUUGAUUCUCAGUUUCUUGUAUCGAAAUUGGAUUCAGAGUUCAAGUUUAUCAUAGAAACAAACCAUGCAUUUUCAACUA